CUCCUCCUCCUCUCUCUCUCUCUCUCUCUCUCUCCCCCCCUCACAACAUUCCAAAGAACUCUCUCCCUUCUCUCUCAACAUAUAUACCAAAGCAGUAAAUAUCCCUCUCACUCAACAUACAAAAGAACUUUCUCUCUCUCUCUCUCUCUCUCUCUCUCUCUCACACACACACACACAGACUCACACAACAUACAAAGAACUCUCUCUCUCUCACUCUCAAAUAUAACGACACUCGCUUUCUCUCUCUCUCUGUCUAGACAUGGAGAUGGAACCAAGUACACCAGUUAUAGCCAAAAAAAUGUGGAACAUAGUACGGGUACUGUUCUACAUGUUGAGGAAAGGCAUAUCAAAGAGCAAACUAAUGGCUGAUCUUCACAUGAUGCUGAAACGCGGCAAGAUUGCCGCCGGCAACCUCAAGCUCCACCACCACUCCGCCUUGAGUUGUCGGUCGGACGACGUACGCUUCUCCUUCAUCUCUCCACAAGAGUACGAGUUCAGCUGCAGCAACAGCCCUGUUUAUCCCUCGUACCACACAAGGCGCAAAAGCCACCACUAUAACCACCACCGCCAAGGCCACUACCAAAAUUCCGACGACAUAAACAUCGUUCAGAAGGUGAUUGACAUGCUGAAUAAUGAGAUGGCCGUGGAGGCAUCCCCGUUAACCCUACCGGGGUUCGGAAAAAGCCCGAUGGUGAGGCAGUUGAGGAUAACGGACUCGCCAUUUCCAUUGAAAAAUGAUGAUAAGGAUGAUGGUCAAGUGGACAAGAAAGCUGAAGAGUUCAUAAAGAAGUUUUACAAGGACUUGAAGCAUCAAAAGAGGAUGGCUGCCCUACAAUCACCAUCACCAUUCCACCUAUGGGCCCGAUGAUUAUCAUAUCGAAUUUCUGGUGAAUUUGUUUUGAUUCCGGGCUAGGGUUGAAUGAUUUGUGCUGAACGUACAAGUGCAUGCCAAAUAUCUACCACACCUGAGUGAACUGGUUACUAUUUGCGACAUCAAAUGAAGUCACAUGAUUUUGGGCUUGACCAUGCUUAUUUACUUUCUAAUAUAUAUAGUCAUGUGACUUCUUUUGAUGCCACGAAUUAGGGUUAAUUUGCUUGUGGAGUGCAAUGGCUGCAACACCAAACAUAACAUUCUCUCUCCCACGAUAAUUAAUCUUUUUCCUUCUCUCGAUCUUUUUUUUUUUUUUUUUUUUUCUAAAUGUCAAUGUUUGACAAUAAAGAAUGACUGGUUCAUGAGUUC
Messenger RNA from Cornus florida, 1240 nucleotides. RefSeq lists its product as uncharacterized. Bases 260 to 868 code for a protein of 202 amino acids. The transcript has a single exon. The record is from RefSeq and is a predicted model, not a curated record. NCBI's taxonomy places the organism in Eukaryota, Viridiplantae, Streptophyta, Magnoliopsida, Cornales, Cornaceae.